AAUGUAGAACAUUUCCUUGUCUUUCAGACUCAUUGUCUGUCACUUUUUCCAUAUGAAAUUAGGAAUGUGAUAAAUUCCAAAGGCUUGUAAUGUGGAUGUGAUGGUAUUGCGGAAGUGCAAGUAGCCAAUAACAGUUAUCCCAAUAGCAACCCAGUUAUUUAUUAAAUUACUUGUUUAUUUGCCUUUGAAUUAUGUGAUUUAGCUUAAAGAGGUCCAUGACUUCAACCAAAAACAAUGUGUGUUUCUAAUAACAGACACUGACAGAACAGAAUAAAGUAUCAAUUUCUCAUAAAAAAAUCUGUGUGCUUGUUUGAUUGUGCAGACUAAAAUGUGAAAACUACGAUCAGAGAGUUUAUAUGUUUGUUUGAUUUGUUGAACGAUGGCAGACGCAUGUGGAGAACUCUCUCUGCCUCACCGGUCACAUGUCCUUUGGGCACGUCGCGCGUCUGUGCCGCAUCUUUGUAGAGACCUCUGGUAGAAGCAGACUGAGUGAAACAGAUCGGAUCGAGCACACCUGAGGAAUGGAAAACACAACCAGAGGUCUGACCAACCAGUUCGUGCAGCCUCCGUGGCGCGUCGCGCUGUGGUCGGUGGCUUACAGCACAGUACUGGCCGUGGCGGUCUUCGGGAACCUGAUAGUGAUUUGGAUUAUUCUGGCGCACAAGCGGAUGAGGACUGUCACCAACUAUUUCCUGCUGAACUUGGCUUUCUCUGACGUUUCCAUGGCCGCUUUCAACACGCUCAUCAACUUCAUCUACGCGGCUCACGGAGAGUGGUACUUCGGGCAGGUGUACUGCAGGUUCCACAACUUCUUUCCCGUCACCGCCGUGUUUGCCAGCAUCUACUCCAUGACCGCGAUCGCCAUCGACAGGUACAUGGCAAUCAUCCACCCUAUGAAGCCUCGUCUGCCUGCUAAAGCCACUCUGGGGGUCAUUGUCUGUAUCUGGAGCUUGGCUGUGGUUCUGGCCUUCCCGCUCUGCUACUUUUCCACCAUCCGAACUCUGCCCCAAAGGACCGUCUGCUACGUGGCCUGGCCCCGCAUGGCCGAAGACUCCUUCAUGUAUCAUAUCAUAGUUACAGUUCUGGUCUACAUACUGCCCUUAGUGGUGAUGGGCAUCACCUAUACCAUUGUGGGGGUGACACUAUGGGGAGGUGAGAUCCCUGGAGAUUCAUCUGAUAACUACCAAGGACAGCUACAAGCCAAAAGGAAGGUGGUGAAGAUGAUGAUUAUUGUAGUGGUUACCUUCGCCCUCUGCUGGCUGCCGUAUCAUGUCUACUUCAUCGCGACUGGUCUCAACAAGCGUCUGAGCAAGUGGAAGUAUAUCCAGCAGGUUUACCUGUCAGUGCUGUGGCUUGCAAUGAGCUCCACCAUGUACAAUCCCAUAAUCUACUGCUGCCUCAAUAGCAGGUUUCGGGCUGGUUUCAAGCAGGUUUUCCGCUGGUGUCCUUUUGUCCGAGUGUCGAGCUACGAUGAGCUGGAGCUCCAAAGCACAAGACUUCGACCGUGUCACCAGAGCAGCGUGUGCACCAGCAUCCUGAGCAAAGACAAGAGCACUUGUGGAAACAGGUCGAAACCCAACUCUGAGCUGAAUAAUAAAGACAGUUAGGGUAUUUCU
Pelmatolapia mariae (spotted tilapia) is the source of this 1616-nucleotide messenger RNA. Its product is annotated as neuromedin-K receptor-like. NCBI's taxonomy places the organism in Eukaryota, Metazoa, Chordata, Actinopteri, Cichliformes, Cichlidae. Bases 522 to 1607 code for a protein of 361 amino acids. The record is from RefSeq and is a predicted model, not a curated record. Gene Ontology annotation, cellular component: plasma membrane; sperm midpiece. Gene Ontology annotation, molecular function: tachykinin receptor activity. Gene Ontology annotation, biological process: positive regulation of flagellated sperm motility; G protein-coupled receptor signaling pathway. The transcript has 5 exons.